CCUGUCUCUGCCUCCCGAGUGCUGGGCUCAAAUGUAUGUGCCACCACACCACUUUGACUUGUUUAGCAAUGUUUACAGGGUGAAUGGGAAAGUUCAGGUGGAAAGCACACCAAGAUUUUUGGGAUGUUGAUUCAGCAAACAUUACUCCAUCUCUUUUUAUCUUGACUUAUACACUUAUUUAUCUAACUAUUUAUUGAGACAGGAUCUUUCUAUGUAACCCUGGCUGGCUUGGAACUUACAGAGAUCCGCCCUACCUCUGCCUCUUAAGUAUUGGGAUUAAAGGUGUGCGCCACCACUCCUGUCUCCAUCUCUUAAUAUAUAGAAUAUUUCCCUUGAGCAUGCAGGGUUUGGGUUUUUGGUUUGGUUUGGUUGUUCUGACAGCGUCUCACUCUAGGUUCAUGUUGGCCUGGAACUCAUUAUGUCACCAAGGCUGGCGAUCCUCCUGCCUCAGCCUCCCAGGUGCUAGGAGUACAGCCUUGAACCACCACCGUCAGCCUAACUCUGUAAAAGAUGCCCCAGUGCUAGCAGGGUGGUGAGAGCAUCUAUGGCCCAUAAGACUGUCACGGGUCAGGCCUGGGCUCCCCUCCUGUCAUCCUUCUUUGUCCCUGACUCUCCCCCUGCAUUAGUUAGAUGUUCUGUCCCUUGCUCUCUCUGUCUGGGCAUGCCAGCUUCUGGCCUUGACUAUAACACGCUUCCCGGAAGACCCUCCCCUCUCUAACUCUGGCACCAUGGCCUCAAGGAGGUCUGCCUAAUCCACCCUUGCUACACUGGCUGCCUGUGCUUCCUCCUGUUGCUGCUGCCUUCACAGCUCACCUCUUUCUGGAAUUAUCUCCCCUCCUAUUGUGAGCACGGUUUUACUUGCAUAUUCCUGGAGGCUAGGGCCCAUUCAUGGGUCCUCUCACUGCUCUGCCUAGUGCCUGGCAUCAUCCUCAUCUCAGGAAACAUCAACUGAAUAAAUGAUUGGCUGAGCUGUCGGGCCCUCGAGCCUUGCUACUGACUCACAUCCGUUCUUGUGCUGACCUGUGUCAGCGUAUGACCUGAAUCCUGGCGCAUCUCCCCCAGUGCAUGGGGCCACCCUUCCAGACAGCUCAGGUGCACUCUAGUUCCUUAGACCUAUUGUGAAUUCUCAGCCACCUGCAACCCUGCUUCCAGAACUGGCCUCUUAGCUCCACCUUUCCUGCAGGCUUCUCUAGUGCUCCCGCCCGGAAACUAGGCCAAAGAGCCUCUCUCCCACUCAGAGCUUACCUUUCACCCAGUACUGGGCCUCCCGCCCAGCUGCUUGUUUACUGUGGGCUCACCAGGGAUGUGUGUCAGGUGGUUACCAGCCAUUCCUGAUGGCCGGUGAGCUGGGGGCACUGAUACCGUUCCUCCCAUUUUUCCACAGGUAUGUCUCCUGUGCCCUUGGAUGCCCCUACGAGGGGAAGGUCUCCCCGGCUAAAGUAGCUGAGGUUGCCAAGAAGUUGUACUCAAUGGGCUGCUAUGAAAUCUCCCUUGGGGACACCAUUGGUGUAGGCACCCCAGGACUCAUGAAAGACAUGCUGACUGCUGUCAUGCGCGAGGUGCCUGUGGCCGCCCUGGCUGUCCACUGCCAUGAUACCUAUGGCCAAGCCCUGGCCAACACCUUGGUAGCCCUCCAGGUAAUGUGUCCCAUUUGCUGAGAGGGCAUGGGGCAGGG
Cricetulus griseus (Chinese hamster) is the source of this 1675-nucleotide messenger RNA. The record is from RefSeq and is a predicted model, not a curated record. Lineage: Eukaryota; Metazoa; Chordata; Mammalia; Rodentia; Cricetidae.